AUGUCCCCUUCUAAAAUGAAUGCUACAGUAGGAUCUACUUCCGAAGUCGAACAAAAAAUCAGACAAGAAUUGGCUCUUAGUGACGAAGUCACCACAAUCAGACGUAACGCCCCAGCUGCUGUCUUGUAUGAGGAUGGCCUGAAAGAAAAUAAGACGGUGAUUUCAUCAAGUGGUGCUUUGAUCGCUUAUUCUGGUGUCAAAACCGGAAGAUCUCCAAAGGACAAACGUAUUGUUGAAGAACCUACCUCGAAAGACGAAAUCUGGUGGGGUCCCGUCAAUAAACCAUGUUCUGAAAGAACAUGGUCUAUCAACCGUGAAAGAGCCGCAGAUUACUUGAGAACAAGAGAUCACAUCUACAUUGUCGAUGCAUUUGCUGGAUGGGAUCCAAAAUACAGAAUCAAAGUGCGUGUUGUUUGUGCAAGGGCUUACCACGCUUUGUUUAUGACAAACAUGCUUAUUAGACCUACAGAAGAAGAAUUAGCUCAUUUUGGUGAACCUGAUUUUACUGUUUGGAAUGCUGGUCAGUUCCCAGCCAAUUUGCACACCCAGGAUAUGUCUUCAAAGAGUACCAUCGAAAUUAACUUCAAAGCUAUGGAAAUGAUCAUUUUGGGUACUGAAUACGCCGGUGAAAUGAAAAAAGGUAUCUUCACAGUUAUGUUUUAUUUGAUGCCAGUUCACCAUAACGUUUUGACUCUGCACUCUUCCGCUAACCAGGGCAUUCAAAACGGCGAUGUCACUUUAUUUUUUGGCCUAAGUGGUACCGGAAAAACCACUUUAUCUGCAGACCCUCAUAGAUUGUUAAUCGGAGAUGAUGAACAUUGUUGGUCUGAUCAUGGUGUCUUCAAUAUUGAAGGUGGCUGUUACGCCAAAUGUAUUAAUCUGUCUGCUGAAAAAGAGCCUGAAAUCUUCGACGCUAUCAAGUUUGGUGCUGUGUUAGAAAAUGUUAUCUAUGACGAAAAAUCGCAUGUUGUUGACUACGACGAUUCUUCUAUUACUGAAAAUACUAGAUGUGCCUAUCCAAUCGACUACAUUCCAAGUGCCAAGAUUCCAUGUUUGGCGGACUCUCAUCCAAAGAACAUUAUUUUGCUAACUUGUGAUGCUUCGGGUGUUUUACCACCAGUAUCUAAGUUGACUCCUGAACAAGUCAUGUACCAUUUCAUCUCUGGCUACACUUCUAAAAUGGCUGGAACUGAGCAAGGUGUUACUGAACCUGAACCAACGUUUUCUUCUUGUUUCGGACAACCCUUCUUAGCCUUGCACCCUAUCAGAUACGCUACCAUGUUAGCUACAAAGAUGUCUCAACAUAAGGCUAAUGCGUACUUAAUUAACACCGGCUGGACUGGUUCUUCAUACGUGUCUGGUGGUAAACGUUGUCCAUUGAAAUACACAAGGGCCAUAUUAGAUUCUAUUCAUGAUGGUUCAUUGGCCAAUGAAGCAUAUGAAUCUUUACCAAUUUUCAACUUACAGGUACCUACCAAGGUUAAUGGUGUUCCAGCUGAGCUCUUGAAUCCUGCUAAAAACUGGUCUCAGGGUGAGUCCAAAUAUAGAGGCGCCGUUACCAACUUGGCAAACUUGUUUGUUGAAAAUUUCAAAAUUUAUCAAGACAGAGCCACUCCAGACGUAUUAGCCGCUGGUCCUCAAUUCGAGUAA
Molecule: messenger RNA, 1650 nt
Organism: Saccharomyces paradoxus
Lineage: Eukaryota; Fungi; Ascomycota; Saccharomycetes; Saccharomycetales; Saccharomycetaceae
Gene: PCK1
Product: phosphoenolpyruvate carboxykinase PCK1
Exons: 1
Coding region: 1-1650 (549 amino acids)
Biological process (GO): gluconeogenesis
Cellular component (GO): cytosol
Molecular function (GO): phosphoenolpyruvate carboxykinase (ATP) activity; ATP binding
Source: RefSeq, a predicted model, not a curated record